Labrus mixtus (cuckoo wrasse) is the source of this 4747-nucleotide messenger RNA. RefSeq names its product radixin-like. The record is from RefSeq and is a predicted model, not a curated record. The transcript is spliced from 15 exons. Gene Ontology annotation, molecular function: actin binding; cell adhesion molecule binding. Gene Ontology annotation, biological process: positive regulation of protein localization to early endosome; regulation of organelle assembly; regulation of cell shape. Gene Ontology annotation, cellular component: adherens junction; cytoskeleton; microvillus. Lineage: Eukaryota; Metazoa; Chordata; Actinopteri; Labriformes; Labridae. The coding region runs from base 279 to 2024 and encodes 581 amino acids.
UUGACAUCACCCCAAAUCGCCUUAUGGUUGUUAAGACUUGAACGGCUUUUUUCCUGCAUCUGCGGGAAUUUGUUUCGGCAAGGCAUUACAAGAUAAAGAAGAAGACCUAUCUCGGAUACAUCAACGUGGCUAUUUAUUGGUAAAAGUGAAGAAAAAAGGCUUUUCUGUCCAUUCAAAGAGCUACUUCGUGCCCCCGGUCCUGUGAUCCAGGUGUUGUUGCCGUCCUGUGACGGAUUUACCCUCUCAGCUGUCGGGCAAAAGGAAGAGCGGAAGCAAGGAUGCCAAAACCGAUCAAUGUUCGUGUGACCACCAUGGAUGCGGAGCUUGAGUUUGCCAUCCAACCAAAUACGACAGGGAAACAGCUCUUUGACCAGGUGGUGAAGACGGUGGGGCUGCGGGAGGUCUGGUUCUUUGGUCUACAGUAUGUUGACAGUAAAGGCUACAGCACCUGGCUCAAACUCAACAAGAAGGUGACCCAGCAGGAUGUAAAGAAAGAAAACCCUCUACAGUUCAAGUUCAGAGCCAAGUUCUUCCCCGAGGACGUCUCAGAGGAACUCAUCCAGGAGAUCACCCAGAGACUCUUCUUCCUGCAGGUGAAGGAGGCCAUUCUCAAUGAUGAGAACUACUGUCCUCCAGAGACGGCUGUUCUUCUAGCAUCAUAUGCUGUCCAGGCAAAGUAUGGAGACUACAACAAGGAUGUUCACAAACCUGGCUAUCUUACCCACGACAGACUGCUGCCUCAGAGAGUCCUUGAGCAGCACAAACUUACCAAGGAGCAGUGGGAGGACAGGAUACAGACCUGGCACGAAGAACACAGAGGAAUGCUCAGAGAGGACUCGAUGAUGGAGUACCUUAAAAUCGCUCAGGACUUGGAGAUGUACGGCGUGAACUACUUUGAGAUCAAAAACAAGAAGGGCACACAGCUGUGGCUGGGCGUCGAUGCCCUCGGCCUCAACAUCUACGAACAUGAAGACAAGUUGACACCAAAGAUCGGCUUCCCCUGGAGUGAAAUACGAAACAUCUCUUUCAACGACAAGAAGUUUGUCAUCAAACCGAUUGACAAGAAAGCACCGGACUUUGUGUUUUACGCCCCCCGACUGCGCAUCAACAAGCGGAUCUUGGCGUUGUGUAUGGGGAACCACGAGUUGUACAUGAGGAGGAGGAAGCCUGACACCAUCGAGGUGCAGCAGAUGAAGGCUCAGGCCCGGGAAGAGAAGCACCACAAACAGAUGGAGAGGGCUCAGCUGGAGAACGAGAAGAAGAAGCGAGAGUAUGCGGAGAAGGAGAAGGAGAGGAUAGAGCGUGAGAAAGAGGAGCUCAUGGACAGGCUGAGACAGAUUGAAGAGCAGACGAUGAGAGCUCAGAAAGAGCUGGAGGAACAGACUCGUAAAGCCAUGGAGCUGGAGCAGGAGAGAAAGCGGGCGAGAGAGGAGGCCGAGAGGUUGGAGAGAGACAGGCUAGCGGCCGAGGAGGCGAAGGCGGAACUGGCCAUACAGGCUGCAGACCAGCAGAAGACCCAGGAGCAACUGGCUUCAGAACUGGCUGAAUUCACAGCCAAGAUCGCUCUGCUGGAAGAAGCCAAAAAAAAGAAAGAUGACGAAGCCUCACAAUGGCAACACAAGGCUCUGUCAGCUCAGGAGGACCUGGAGAAGACCAAGGAGGAGCUGAAGACAGCCAUGACGGUGGUGCCAGCUCCUCCGGGUGGCAACGGUGAGAACGAGCAUGACGAGCAGGAUGAGAACCAUGCAGAGGACAGCGCGGAGCUCUCCAACGAGGGAGUCAGCCAGCUCGACCUGCGCAGCGAAGAGGCGCGCGUCACCGAGGCCCAGAAGAACGAGAGGGUCAAGAAGCAGCUGCAGACAUUAAGUUCAGAGUUGGCCGAGGCGAGAGACGAAACCAAGAAGACGCAGAACGACGUGCUGCACGCCGAGAACGUGAAAGCGGGCCGAGACAAAUACAAAACCCUCCGCCAGAUCCGACAGGGCAACACGAAGCAACGCAUCGACGAGUUUGAGUCCAUGUGAGAGCAGCACCUUUUCCUCAUCUGCUCCCGAACUCUCCCGUCAGCGGAUGCUCAGUUUUCACGGACAACAGAUGCUCGCCCCGGCAAUCCUGAGAAGUCAAAAAAAAAACUGCCAAAGUCGGCAUUUCCACUCCGACAUUUACGGAGCUGCCUACGCCACUCUGAUCAACGUCUCCUAUAAUCCUGAAAAGAAACUGCUAAACCAAAAGUGAAGCGUUUGUAUUUUGAGCUAACAUGGCCAUAGAAAGCUACAUUUGUGUUUUGUUUUUUUUUUGUAAUGCUUGAUGACUUGUAUGCAAAGGUUACGUAUGUCCUCUCUUUUUGUUUUUAAGAUGUCUUUGCUGCUUUUUCUUUGACUCGUUUUACUGAUGGCGCCCUUCUUUUAAGUUGUCUGUCCAACAUUUGAAUACAGACUGGAGUUUCUUUUGGGGGGGAGAGUAGGUCAAUAUUUUCAUUUAGUGUCAAAGCUAUGUUACAUUAUAACAAAAUAUUACAAGCUAAUUAUGCUAUUUAUAUCCCUGUCUGUGAGCUGAGGUCAUUUCAAUGUAUUGGAUUCAUUUAAACAACAACUACAGGUUAUAAUAAUAAACUCACUGCAGUAUUUCAACACUUUCAUGUCAGGCUGAAUUAAAAAUCCACAAAAGCAGUAUUUAGAAUGAAAUGGAAGCUCGUUGGGAAUAGAGCCACCCGUCUAGUCAGAAGGCAGGGACUGAUGAAUGAAUGUAGCAGAGGUCACAAAGGGAAAGUUUUUUUGUUUGUUUUUUUUUACAUGCAGAGAUGAUAGGGUAGCAAGGAGCUAUCACCCUGCGAUGAGGAAGUGUUCUAAGAUAAGCUAAUUGAUAGUUGUGUGUGUGUAUGUGUGUGAAGCAUCCAGUGUUUGAGUCCCAGUCACCACAGAUGGUUUUCUCUGCCUACCAGCUCACAGAGGAACAGGGUGACUGUUUGUGUGGAAGGCCUGCUUCCUGUGUGACUGGGGAGCUUAUGAAAACAUCAGUCCUCGAUCUCUGGACAAAUCUCUACCUCAGUAAUGUUAGCGGUGGUGACUGAAAGUCAAACACUCGUGGUGCCUCCCUCCGCCCUCCAGACGAUCAAAAAAAAAAAGAAGGUUGUUACUUCACAUGGUUGUUGUUACAUAUUUGGGUGGCGCUUCUUUUGCAGGCGAUGCGAUCUGCCUGAUAUUUUGGGGAGUUAAAGACUUCAGCAGGCUGUAAUGGCUUCAACAAAAUCUCCACCAACGUUAUAGAAAGCAUCUCUGGAGACUCUUUCUUUUCAACCAGAAACAACAGUUUGUCUUCUAAGCCUCCAAACUCCAUCGAUUAAAAAGGUUAAUUUAACUACACGGAACAGGAGGCGCUGGUCUACUGCUGCCUUCAUCUUUUAGUGUUCUCUUAAUAUGACGUAGAUCUGAAUAACUAUUUCAUGAAAGUCAAGAAUUAACUGAUCGAAGACAGGAUUGACCAGCAACUCUGAUGUCUGCAAGAUAAAAAAACAGUUUUUAUCAGUGGAGUUUGGGGCGCUUUAACGGCUGUUUAUGGGUUUUAAAGAAGGAUUUUACUAAACAAAAAAAGUAUCUCUGUAUCGAUCCUUUCUAAAAUGUUUUACAAGAUUUAACUGCAGCCAUUACAGCCGGUCCGCUGACUGCAGGCUGAAGCAAUUUACAAAGUAAAAAUACAGACGUGGUUAAAAAUCACUGAACUUUACCCUUUAAAUGUUUAUUUUGAAACUUUUUUUUUUUGUAUAUGUAACAUUAAGACAGUGGUUUCAUCCUGCUCCCUACACUGCUUAGAUUUUCUUGUUCAUUCUCAUUUUCUGCAAAAACAAACGAUGAGAAAGGUGACUGAAAUGAUGCUGCACAGAUCAUGUUUGAGAUGUACUGAAUGAUGAGAAAUGUUUUUGAAGAAGCUUUGUCUGUCAGUUAGUGAAAAUGAAGGAGGGUGAUGUGGGGCAUUUGAUCGUGAGGAGGCCGAUUCAUGUUCUCGUUCAAAUGAGAAACUUGUGAUCACAGAAAUGUAGAAGUUGUAAGUAGAUCUUAACAUGAAGAGACCCGACUGUUGUUCAAAUCUCUCCAGUGUCAAAUGGAGAGCAGGCCAAUUUCUUCCAUAACCUUUAUUCUAAAAUCUCAAACAAAACUUCGGUGCACAGAAAACAAAACAAUUGUUGGGGUGGAAAUCAGCUUGAGCGUGCUUUUUUUUUAUUAUUAUUAACAAUCCGAUGAAAACAUGUUAAUGGUAUUAUUUGUUAUGUGACAGCUGGUGUGGGUUAAUAUUUUUUUUAAUAGAGUUUUAAAGUUCAAGCACUUGUUUGAAACAGGACACUGAAGCCUGCCUUUUGUGUUUAACUUCACAGUGUCCAUUGAGAGAAUAUUGUUUGUGUUGUGUUUGCCAUAGCAGGUGGAAAAAUUUACCUUUUUUUUUGUAUUUUGUACAAAGAACCUCAAUUAGCAGCAUGCAUCGCUAUACUGGACAACUUCCCUGGAGGGGAAAACUGACAGCCCCGCCCCGUCUCUACUCCACGUUCAAGCUGUGAGGCUUCAGUUGAAUGUUUUUUUUUGGCCCGCCUGUCCCCUCCAGUGAAGCCAGGGUCCGUGGUGAUGCCUGCACUGGCACCAGCUGUCACAUUUUGCUGUUUUUUUUUUUUGUUCAUGUUUAGUACUCUUCAUGAUAGAUAGCACAGAUGGAUUGCAGUCCAUUUCAUUGGUUCACAAAUAAAAGUUUUAAAUUUUGA